AUGAAGUUCUCAAAUGUGGACUUCGUUGUAUAUAGCUCUUCUGACUUGCCAAUCUUCAAAACCCACGACAUAAUCAAUGGCGAGAUCUCUUUUACACCUCUCCAAGAAACCAACAUUGAAGACAUAAGCAUCACAUUCAAAGGCAUGACACGAAUCGAAGUCGAGAACAUGAACACACAUCUUCCUCUCCCUUCCAGUCGAAUCCAGAAACCCUUCUUAAGUAUGGAUUUGCCGGUUUACGACUACUUCUGUGAUACGAAAACCCUGAAACCUGGCAAGAGCUAUCAAAUACCCUUCAAGUUCAUCGUGCCGGACGAACUUCCCAUCCAUGCCUGUCAUCACCAAUGCGCCAACCACCAAAUCCAACGAGAACACCUGCAGCUACCUGCAAGUCUCAGUUACCGUGCUAGGAAAUCCCAUGAGAUUCAUGACAUGUCACCAGAAAUGACGGAAGUAGUCUACAGCAUCAACUUUGCGCUAUGGCAGCGAGAUGGCAAGGCAGGGAGGCCGAAGAAAAUCCAGGAAUCAACACAUCCCGUGCAAAUCCUCCCAACACGAAAGGAGCAUUCCCCCAUCCUCGUCCCAGAAAAAAACAAGUUUUAUCAGCUACGAACAGAAAAGCCAUUAUACACGGGGAUGCUGCGGCAUGCAUGCGGCAAACUCGCUGCUUAUUCUGCCCAACCACCAGCUAUCCAGCUGCAAAGUCUUCAGACGACCAAUGCGGACGCGUCAACUUCUCUGAAGAUUAAUCUUCACUUUGACCCUUCUUUUUUGGGUCAGCUGCCACCAAGUCUUCUUGCCGCCGAAUUUCAGUUGCGGGCGAUGACGUUCUUUGGGCUGGAGCCCUGGAAAAAUUAUCCAGAUUUGACUGAGAUUUCUACAUGGGGUACACGACGAGAAUUCUGGUCUGAUUGUGUGGCAUUGACGGCGAACAAUGAAAUACAAAUGGACUGGAAUUCUGAAGCAGAAGGGGAGCGCACGAUCUUCACUGCAUCGAUUGAGACUUCACCUAUACCAACGUUCUCUCCCAUCAAGAUCCAAGAUUAA
Penicillium griseofulvum is the source of this 1047-nucleotide messenger RNA. RefSeq lists its product as uncharacterized. NCBI's taxonomy places the organism in Eukaryota, Fungi, Ascomycota, Eurotiomycetes, Eurotiales, Aspergillaceae. The record is from RefSeq and is a predicted model, not a curated record. The coding region runs from base 1 to 1047 and encodes 348 amino acids. The transcript is spliced from 3 exons.